GUUGAGUCCCCUCAGCCUCUCAGCCUCCCUGACAUCCACAGCGAGAAGUGAUGCAGCGCGACUGAGACGCGCAGUUGAGGUGGAACAACGGGCAACAAAAAAGCUGCAGCGAACGGAUACACACUUGGCUCCGACGUGCGCCUUCGACACGCCGGGAACAUUUCCUCCCUAGAAUAAACUUCAUUAUCAGAUGCUGGUUGCCGCCCAAUGUGAGUCUGAGGAGCCUUUCCUGCUUCAGUAGAUUACAGCAUGAGAACUGAUCCGAUACUCUGACCGAAAACAAACACAAAAAAAAACCCUGGACACAGACCACUGAGGAGUGGAAAGAAAACAGAAGGCUGUGGUGGCGUGGCCAUGGAUAGAAGGAAAGUUUGCAUAUUUAUGGUGCUGUGGGCCAUGGUCCACCUCAGCUCUCCAGGUCAAGGGCUCAGGGCCUUGAGAAGGACUACAGGGGGGCGGAGGGGGUCAGGACUGACAGGACAGGAUGCCAACGGAGUGCCACUGAGACGCUCUAAGCGAGGUUGGAUGUGGAACCAGUUCUUUUUGUUGGAGGAGUACACCGGGACCGAUAAGCAGUACGUCGGAAAGCUUCACUCGGAUUCUGACAGAGGCGAUGGCAGCGUGAAGUAUGUCUUGACAGGGGAAGGAGCCGGGACCCUCUUCAAGAUAGAUGAAAAGUCAGGGGACAUCCAUGCCACCAAGAGGCUGGACAGGGAGGAGAAGGCCUUCUACAUCCUCCACGCCAAAGCUGUCAACCGCUUCACCAACGAAGCGCUCGAGGGCGAGUCCGAGUUCAUCAUCAAGAUCCACGACAUCAACGACAACGAGCCGCGCUUCACCAAGGACCCGUACAUGGCCAGAGUCCCUGAAAUGUCUGACAUUGGCACCUCAGUAAUUCAGGUGACAGCCACAGACGCCGAUGACGCCACGUACGGGAACAGCGCCAAAGUUGUCUACAGCAUCCUGGAGGGCCAGCCGUACUUCUCCGUGGAUCCAGAAACAGGCCUGAUCAAGACAGCCCUGCCUGGCAUGGACAGGGAAGUCAAAGAAAACUACCAGGUUGUGAUCCAGGCUAAAGACAUGGCCGGACAGAUGGGCGGGCUCUCAGGAACCACAACGGUCAGCAUCACCCUCUCAGACGUGAACGACAACCCACCACGCUUCACCAAGACCCUCUAUGAGUUCAGGGUACCCGAGUCCAUCGAGGUUGGGUCUGCGGUGGGAGUGAUCCGAGCCAUGGACGCGGAUAUUGGCCAGAAUGCGGAGAUGGACUACCGGAUUAUUGGGAGCGAUGGGCCUGGGAUGUUUGAGAUCACCACCAAUAGGAGCACACAGGAGGGUGUCAUUUUGCUGAGGAAGGUCAGGAUCAUCGUCGAGGACGUGGAUGAGCCGCCCGUGUUUGAGCGCGCCAGCUACGUAAUGGAGGUGAAAGAAGACGCGCCCAAGAACACCGCCAUCGGCUCCGUCAGCGCGUCUGAUCCGGAUGACAAAAACAGCCUCGUCAGGUACACUAUUGAUCGGCGCACAGACAUGGACAGAGUGUUCAACAUCCAUGCAGGCAACGGGUCAGUGUUCAUCCUCAGGGAGCUGGACAGAGAGGAAAACGCUUGGCACAACAUCACCGUCAUCGCCACCGAGUUCACCAACCCGCGACAGAUCAGCCGGGUACCUGUAUACGUCAGAGUCCUGGACGUCAACGACAACGCUCCAACAUUCGCCACCAAUUAUGAGACGUUUGUGUGUGAGAACGCUAAGGCUAAUCAGGUGAUACAAACCGUGGGCGCCACAGAUCCUGAUGCCCCGCUCGGAGGACACCGGUUCUUCUUCAAUCUUGCUCAGGAAGCUGCUGGAAAGGCAAACUUCUCUGUCCACGACAACAAAAACAACACAGCGUCAAUCCUCACGAGGAGAAACAGUUACAGCACCCUGCAAAAGAGCGUCCACCAUGUGCCGGUGGUCAUUUCUGAUGGGGAGUUCCCAAUGCAAAGCAGCACCAACACACUGACCAUCAGAGUCUGCACCUGCGACCGCAAGGGCAACAUGAAGGCGUGCAACGCAGAGGCGCUCACAGCGAGGGCGGGGCUCAGCACCGGCGCCCUGGUGGCCAUUUUGCUUUGUGUCGUCAUCCUGCUCAUGAUCGUGGUACUGUUUGCUGCCCUGAGGAGGCAGAGGAAGAAGGAGCCUCUGAUCAUCUCCAAAGAGGAUGUCAGGGACAACGUCGUCAGCUACAAUGACGAAGGGGGCGGAGAGGAGGACACCCAGGCCUUUGAUAUCGGCACACUGCGCAACCCGGAGGCCAUCGAGGAGAGCAAACAGAGGAGAGACAUCGUCCCCGAGGCCUUCUACCCUCCGAUCCGACGGCCUGUGCUGCCCCCAACUCGGGACAAUAACGGGGACGUGAGAGACUUCAUCAACCAGAGGCUCCAGGACAACGACAGCGACCCGACGGCGCCGCCUUACGAUUCCCUGGCCACCUACGCCUACGAGGGGAACGGCUCUGUAGCGGAGUCCCUCAGCUCGCUCGAGUCAGUGACCACUGAGAGUGACCAGGACUACAACUACCUGAGCGAGUGGGGACCCCGGUUUAAGAAACUAGCGGACCUGUACGGGGGCGACGACAGCGACAGGGAUUCCUAACGAGAACCUGGCACACAGACAAGGAGAAAAAACAAAAAUCCCAAACACAUGUUGAAAACAUCCGGAGGGUUCUGGUGCACGUGUGGCGAGUGAAAUGUCGAAAGGACGGAGAAACGAGCGCCGUCUGUCCGAGUGCUCUUUCACCGCCUUCGAUCACCGUUCAGUUGUCCCCUCCGGUGACCAGACGUAGGCUUUGUGUGUCCAGUCAGUGUUAGUUGCGUUUUUGCGAGGGCACAGUUAAAACAGACUUUGUGUCAAGACUUUUUGGUUUUUGUGUGUGUAUAUGGGGUGUACAUGAGGCCCAAAUAUAUCUAUACCGAUAUUUUUUUGUUUCUUUGUUUCUUUUUUCUCCAAAGCUGCCUGUGACGGACACUUCAACAAGCAGUUUUGUAAACCAACAGAUAUGCCUAUGUAUUUUUCAGUGUUUCUGGGACAAAAACAUGCUGCAUAUUGUGAGUUCUAUCUUAGCUUGUGUAUGUACGGUAAUAUGAUACAAUACGCUGUACAGUUGUUUUGUUUUUCUAGGGAUUUCUAUCUUCCAAACAAUCCCCUCUUUCAGCAAUGGCUGCCUCACUUUAAACACUUAGCCACAGUUUGAGUUUGAGCCACAAGAAAAUGAAAAAUAUGGUUCCACACAAGGUGGGGGAGAUAUACAACAUCAAAUUUUGAGUUAGUUGUGGCAGGUGUUGAAAAGUGGUGGUUGUUCUUUAAUGCUUAUAUAAAGCGGUGGUAAAGGACUGCUACUACAAACACCUGCAAACACACUGGUUUAUCAUUUUUACAGUAUUUGAUUUUCAUCACCACACGGCUUAAAGCAUUUGCUGUGAGGUGGGCUGAAAUACCAAAUAUUUCCUUAUUGAGCUGAAUGUUGUCAGCAGUCUUUUUUUCUCUGUGCAGGGUGAAAUAUGAAGUGCACAGAAUAGUGUUAUUUUCUAUGCUGCAAUGCAAAUCCACAAGUCUAACAUGUGUCGGGCUCAGUUAGGGGGAAAAUGCUGGUCUUGUUGGACCUUUUUGCUCACUUCACUUCAGAAACACAGAGUUGGAAGAUGCUGAGAGGAUGCCACCGAGCCUGAAAUUACAGCAUUAAAUUAGAUUAGGUUAAACAUCUUGUGGACAGUUACCAUUAAAAUUCAUUAUGCAAUUUUAUUUUCUUCCCUUAAAUGGCUCGUUUUAUCUGUUCAAGAGAGAGAGUGAAAGGAAAGGUAGCACUUGAAUCAAUGUAAGCAGCAAAAACAAUAGGGACAAAUUGACUGGAGCCUAAAGAAAUAAGUCUGCAUUAAUGUGAAGCUUUACAUCUUCACGCAAAGCGUCAUAGCUCAUGAAACGAAUCAAGAAAGUUGCCUUAAAUUUAAAGAAAAAGAGCAAAAAGAACCCCGCAAAAUAAACACAGACACACAAAGAAAACAGCAAAAUGCUUCCACAGACUUCAUUCUCUUCUCACUAAGGAAAAAUAAAAGGCUAAAUCAGUGGUUUUCAUCCUUUUUCAUUUGACAUAUCCCCAGUCUUCUGUCUUUUUGCUAACUGUUGUUAGCUAAUAAUUUAACUGUUAACUGUACUUAAGCGAAAAUGCAUUAUAUUAAUACCUAAUUUCAGCCAACUAUCCUUUAAGCUAACAACUUUCUUUGUACUGUUAGCUAACACUUGAUGGUUUUCCAGUCUUUCACCUUGCUACUAUGCUAAUUCAUAGUGCUAGCUAACAACAUAGCUACUAACUACACUUCAACCAAAAAAAGCCCACUAUGCUUUGUCCAUAGUUUCAACUAGCUACUGUUUUCUGUAUUUCUAUUAUGUUGUGCUAUCAGUUGUUUUGUACUGUUAACAGACCAUACAAAAAAAAAUCAGCACUGCUGUAUUUAUAAUUUUAGCUAGCUGUUCAUCCAUUCUGUUUAGCUAAUAGCAUUUUUUGCUCUAUUAACGAACAGUUGCUAGCUCUACUCUUUACUGAGACUUUUAGUAACUAUUUAAAUGUCACUUUUGAUUUUAGUCAGACAAUAACUUUUUUUCCCGUUAAGUGUUGCUAACAAUUGUAAAGAGGUGAUGGCAGUCAGGAUGAAACAUCGAUAACUAGGCUUUACUUUACUACACACACAAAACACAAGUAACCAAUAUAUUCAAAAGUGUUAUUAUACAACACUGUAUUAACAAAAACAAUUAAAUUUGAUAAUUUUUGUAGUGAUCUUUUCCCCAAUUUUUAUUUAUUAGAAUUCUUUUUUUCUCCAAAUCAAAUGUUUUUAUGUUCAUGGUACACUUUACUGGCUGACUGGCUAGGUUCAAGGCUUAAAACUUUUUAUCGUGUAUUAAUUUUAUGAAAGAUCAUUGAAGAAGAUGAAUGGGAAACAUACGUCCAGAGCCCUUAAAAAAAAUAGGGCGGUCACUCUUUUGCAAAAGAGUGAUAAAUGUGUCACACUACCUACCUUAAACACUAUUUAGCUAAGAUUUUGUGUCCUGAGAAGGGCUCCGUCCUGCACUGUAGAAUGUAUAAUAAUGUAACAUAGCAGUACAGUAAUAGAAAUGUGCCAAAAAGCAAAGAACACCAGUAUUUUCCUUUAAAAAAACCCCUUCCAUUAUUUUAGUCUCUUCCUUUGCCCUUCAUUACGUGUACUGUAUGUAGUGCUGAACAUGAAGCUGGUUCAAAUGUUCAGGCUUUACCCAACUGAUUUCCUGUGGGACUAACAGCCCUUUCCAUAAACAUGCUUAUCAAGGGGCACCUGACCUUUGCGUGGUGUGGAAUUAGGUUCUUAAGCCCAGAGGUGUGUCCUCGGCUCAGAGAGAAGGUCAAAACAUUAUCCUGCAGCAAGAUCACAAAGGUUUAAUUUUUCAAAAGUAGGAGGAAACUUGUGAAAAUGAUCUCUACCACAACAAAAUUGGGAAAUUACUUUAAAAGCUGCCUAACUACAAACACACAGCUGUGAAACAGAGAAAAUGUCUAAACCAGGAGGGCACAAUGAUAUCAACAGGAAAAAAAAAAGGCCAGCUAAAACAAGCUCUGCCCUCACUUUAGCAAAAGGCCAACCAGUGAAGAGGCUGACAUUUAUCAGACAUUUGAAACAGUAAUAACAAAACACAAUGGCAUAAUUGCCAUAGUGCUACUUUUUUCCCCUCUAUCACGAGCCAGCUGAUUGCACAGUGGUUGGAAAAUUCUUUAUAUCAUAUACACGAGUUCUCUUUUCUAUUUCUUGGCCGCCUUGUUUUGUUUAUUAGCUUGUUGCUGGAGCUCCUGUUGUGUAAGUGGCCAUUUCAGACUGUGGUAACGUUGCUAUGAUAAGCAUUUAAUGGGUUUAAAGACCCUUCAGUAUAAGAAAACUGCUUUUCCGCCUCCAGGUGCAAUGCGAGGUCUCAAAUGAAAGUCAACAUGACAGCAGCACUCACCAAAACCAUUUUUUUCCCCUUCAGUCGUCACAGUUUUCUGUCUUCAUACAGGAUGUCAGCAUAUCGCCAUCACGAAGCCGUACUUGUGUUUUCCUACGGCGAGUGUAAUUGUCUACAAGCGUUGGCGCCGGGCUCAGUUAAAGUCGUCGAAAACGUUACACGUCCAAACAAACCAUGCUGCCACAUCAUUUUUUUUCCCUUAAAGCUGAGGCAACUAGAUGGUGACACUGAUGUCCUCUUUCUCCAGAUAAAAUAGAUCUGUGGUUGUUGAUGUGUAGACAUGGUCGCUCUCGGGGCUCAACUCUACUACGCUAUAUUAUGUUGGUGACAAUGUGAUUGAGCAGUUCUGUCAAUGUAGAAACAAUUUGAGAGGUCGUGGUACUUGUAAGGGGCCCUGCAUCACUGGCCAUCCAUCAAUCUGCUUUGUAAACCGUGAUAUUUUGUACUGAAUAUUUAUAUGACACAAUUAAAUAUCUUUAA
Molecule: messenger RNA, 6486 nt
Organism: Neolamprologus brichardi
Lineage: Eukaryota; Metazoa; Chordata; Actinopteri; Cichliformes; Cichlidae
Source: RefSeq, a predicted model, not a curated record